CAAUCAUAUCGACACCUUCUUCAAAAGCUCUUUUGCUUUUUCUCAUCUCCUUUUGCUUUUUUUCUUUCUCUAAUUUCAUUAAUUAUGGUUACUGUAAAGGCCUUCUCUUUAAAUCCUUUACCACAACAAUUCUUACUUCUUUGUUGUGGUGGCCAAUGGCGAUGGCAGAGGAGCAGCAUCAGAAUUAUCCUGUGGCUGAGGUUGUUCCGGGUACGCCUGGGAUCCGUGAGCUGAUGAUCCAACCCGGGUUCUCUGUUGAUCCGGUUGGUGUUUCUAAUGGGAUUAGGAGAGUUGGUCUGAGAGCUGAAAUCGAUACUUCUCCUCCGUUCGGGUCCGUUCAGGAGGCGGUCACCCGCUUCGGUGGUCGUGGCUCUUGGGUUCCUUUCAAGCUCGAAGACAGUUUCAAUGGAGAAUUUGACAUAAAGAGAAUGGAAGAGCAUGCAGCGGAGCUUGAGAAGGAUCUGAUUGUGAAAGAGCUGGAAACUCUGGAUGUUUUAGAAGCACUUGGAUCAACAAAAAGGAUUGUUGAAGACUUGAAGCGGCAGCUUCAGCAAGAAGCUCUUAGAUGUACUGAACAUCUCGGUUCAGAUAUCAAAGAGAUGAAUGAUGAACAUUGCCAUCACAAUCCCAUGUCAUCUCCUGAUUUGAUCCUUAUCGAGUUGAAGCAAGCCAAGAUGAAUCUUGGUAAAACCAUGAAUGAUCUUGUAGUGAUCCAAUCCUCCGUCGAGACUCUGAAUAAGAAAAUGAAAGAAGAAAAAGAUUUCCUUGACAAGACACGGGCAAAGCUAACGUAUGGGUUUGGAGGACCGCUAUCUCUAGCUGAGGAGCUGAGUCGGAUCAAGGUAAAACCACAGGUUCCAGAUGAACCACUUAGGGAACAGGUUAAGAUGGUUUCUGUAACCGAUGAACCGGGUUUAAACCUGCAGAACAAGAACUCUCUGAGAACUGCAGAGAUGAGACUAGUUGCUGCUAGAAAAAUGGAGGAAGCUGCAAGAGCAGCUGAAGCACUCGCUCUAGCUGAAAUAACAAUGUUAUCAUCCAACGAUGACAGCCAGGAUGAUGACUCGGAAUUUUGCUUCCCAGAGCCUCCAAGAUCUCCUGUAACACCGAGAGGAUUAAGGAUCGAUAAUGACUACCCCACAGAUAAUAGCUCAAGCAGAGGAAUUUUAAAGAAGCUUGAGGAAGCUACUGAAGGAGUCAAACAAAGUAAACAAGCUUUAGAAGCUGCGUUAAACAGAGUAGAGAUUGCUAAUGUGAAGCAACUUGCAGCUGAAAAUGCUUUCCGCGGGUGGACAAAAGACUCAUCCAAAGCCGGUAACAGAACACCUUUGAAUCAUACAAGACGUUCCUUCUUCAGCCAUUUGAACAAGCACCAUGAGCCACUUGACAAUCUACCAAAGCCUGUGUUAAAGUCUAAUGUCUCAAUGCGCGAUGUUCUAAGGCGUAAGCAAGUUCCAAAGGAAGAUGUUGUUGUUCCUGAGAGGCAGAGCCUUGAAGGGCAACUCCCGAGGCGGAAUGCGAAUUUGAGCCAAAUGUUGAAGGAGUUGAAGCAAGAUGUAAAGUUUUCGACACGAGCGGAGAAAGAGGAGGUGCAUGAAGAGAAACAGUACGUCACACAGAGGAGAAAGUUUGGUUUCAUACACAUUACACUUCCAUUGCAUAAGCAGAACAAGAAAAAAACAAGCAUUUGAACAGGAACACCUUCCACUAUUUCUAUUUUUAUCCCUUAUUAUUUUGUUUGUAAUUGGUGUUUAUUCUGGUUUGAUGUGGUGUGAUUGCUUUUACCUGUUUUUUUUUUUAAUUUUUGCUUUCCAACCAAUAAAUAUACAUUUUUUAGUCUUUGAAUAAAACAUAAUGCUUUGAGUCUAA
Capsella rubella is the source of this 1869-nucleotide messenger RNA. RefSeq names its product WEB family protein At2g40480. Lineage: Eukaryota; Viridiplantae; Streptophyta; Magnoliopsida; Brassicales; Brassicaceae. The transcript has 2 exons. The coding region runs from base 156 to 1691 and encodes 511 amino acids. The record is from RefSeq and is a predicted model, not a curated record.